Molecule: messenger RNA, 715 nt
Organism: Wasmannia auropunctata (little fire ant)
Lineage: Eukaryota; Metazoa; Arthropoda; Insecta; Hymenoptera; Formicidae
Exons: 2
Coding region: 40-576 (178 amino acids)
Source: RefSeq, a predicted model, not a curated record
GUGUAGAGAUAGAGAAAGUGUUAGUGUUUUGCAGCGACGAUGUCAAAAAGAGGACCAGAGGAGGCGGAAUUAGAUGCGUUGGAUGAGCGGAUGAGGAAUCUGCGUAAAAAACUGAAAAAGUUGAGGAAAUCGGGAACAGAGAAAACGACGGAAGAGCAGACUGUCAUGGCCGCCUCGGGAUCGAAAUCAACGGUUGACGACAAGGAAAACGAUGCACCGACCGGAGACACGGAAACCCUGUCGGAGGAAAACUCGGAAGAAGAGGAUCGAGAUUCAGAUGCCUCCUCGACGAGCGGAGCCUCGAACUCGGACGAGGAAGACAGGAAGGAGGAGGAUACAAGGGCAGUAGAAGCGGCGGGCCUCAGCAACGAGAUGAGAGAGAGGCUUUGUCUGAGAGCAGAGCCAUCUACAUCAACUGACGUCACGCUACACCCAGUAUUAGUAGAAGAAUGGGGAAACUGGGUGCGUAGAGGUUUGUACGGGGGAGAAGAGGACGAUGAGAAGAAACGCGAAGAGGAGGAGAAUAAAGUGCGCGAACAAAUAAUGGGAAAAUUCCCUAGAAAGGGGGCGCUAUAGGUCGAAGCCCCAAAGCUCAAUCCAGAAAUUCUGGCGUACAUGUCGACAUCGGCAAAAUCUAGGGAUAAACACUUCGUUUCCUCCCAGAAUACACUAGGCUCAGCGAUGAUAGCGAUGGCUAAGGGUAUCUCCCUACUCC